Molecule: messenger RNA, 1975 nt
Organism: Trichophyton rubrum CBS 118892
Lineage: Eukaryota; Fungi; Ascomycota; Eurotiomycetes; Onygenales; Arthrodermataceae
Exons: 1
Coding region: 68-1975 (635 amino acids)
Source: RefSeq, a predicted model, not a curated record
GGCUAGGAUAUCUCCCCGUUCUUUUGGGUGUAGCCAUUAUGAAUGUCGCCCCGUUUUGCCCUUCGAUAUGCCCAACCUGCACGCUUUGUUUAUCUCCCCGUUGAUCACGAUGUCUCUCCCAGAUAAACAAAACAACAGCAUGGCAAGCAAACCGUUUGUCCCGCAGGCCGGCUCCGGCUACAGGAAUUCCAAGGCCCCGUUGACGCCAAAACUUGCCGGCUUCAAUUCUCACCUACCUCGAAAACUCGCCCAUUUUGACUCUCCGAGCCCGAAUCACACUCGCACCCCUGAAGCCUCGACGCCCAAACCAUCCGCCAUCCAUAACACGAACAUAACACCAAGAUCGGGUCAGAGAAAGGCGAGAAAGGAUGGGAAUCCGUCUCCGGCUGCAACCACCCCUCCUCCGGGCCAUCUGGCUCCCCGUCUGGCAAGCCAAAAGAGCUCAAGGGGUAGCAACCCUAACGAGGCAUCGCCCACUCCCCAAGAGCAACACGCCGGUGCGAACCUAAGAGUCUCGAGAGCAAAGAGCAUGAGCAAUGAGCCUUAUGGACAUCUACCAAACAACCGGCCAGCAUCGUCGUGUGGUAGCUCUGUCGGGACUCCGAUGUUCUUCCACGCAGAUGAUGCCCGCUCACCGACAUCUUCAGCAUACGACACAGAAUCAAAACCACAACCUCAAUCGAAUCCCCAUCUAGCCCCAAAGUCUUUUAUCUACGCAGAUGGCCGUACCGAAGACUCUACAAAUGCUGCCGAACCCUCCUAUAAGCAACAGCCACCAGUCAAGAAGCCGGUGCUGGCACAGUCUACCCCUAUAAAAUCUCCAGUGUCUCCUCGACUUCAGGAAACGUCCCCUUCAGGGCCACAAGUUAAGCAAUUCACGGGCAAUGCAACCGAACAGCACGUAUUCAGCCCGAAAAUCACGCCGGCACAAGAAAAAACAUUUCCUCAGAUACCCAGUCGUAAUGACCAGACGCCCGAGAACCCUGGCAGGUUCGGCCAUAUCAAAUCCACUAGCUGCGACUCGACACAUACUGCGGGUCGAAAGCACUCAUUUUUGGCUAGCCCUCUAAUACACCGUCCUACACUCUCGCAGGAUAGUACAUCGCAGUCAGCGAGUGAUUUGAUAGACCCAUAUCCGAAAACUUCACAUAAUCGAUCACCUUCCUCGGGGGAAAUAUCACAUAAUCUUCUUCCACGAGCCCCGAGCCCGUCCAAAGAUGACGGGAACGUACUACAGAGAAUGAACGAGCUAGCUGCCAAUGCCAGGCGAGAAAGAAAAGUAUUGGACCUUGAAAUCAGUAACUCGUCUCUAUUAGCUAUAAACCGUGCUCUGGAACGAGAAAUGCGGAAACAGAACGCUGAACUCCGUCGUUUCCGUCGCCUAAGCCGCUCCGGUCGGCUGUCGAUGACAUCCGCUCGCCGUUCUGUUUCAGGGGGAGGGCUUUCGGUACUCAGCGAAGCAGAUGGAGACGAUACGGAUAGCUAUUCCUAUUCCCGUAUGUCACCUGGCUGCUCAGCUGAUGAGCUAACAGAUGACGAGGUUGACCCAUCAAGCUCAGAGGAAGACAACAUGAGCUCAGGCCGUGCAGCAGAACAUGACGAGAAACACCGAGCUAAAGAUGAAAGCAGACUACUUCUCGACCUAAAACGACAUCAACAAUUACUUAUUGACAGCCAGAAGAUGAAUCAAAGCAUCAAGCGCUGCGUCGGAUGGACAGAGAAUCUCAUAUCAGAAGCCAAGAAAGCCUUAGAAUAUAGCGUCCAUGUGAGCGACGUUGAGGUUGGUGGUCGUGUUCUUGGCCCGGAUGACUUUGAUGGCGAUUAUUUCAAGAAUACCCGAGGUUUACUGAGUCCCUCGAUGGAUAUAUCUUGCUCGGAUAUACCGUCGUUCGAAGGGCAUGAGGCCAUCGAAUCACCUCCCUCUAUACCCAAUAGAGAUCCAACCAAUCUACCAUCGUCCACUGGAGAGCGAUAA